Molecule: messenger RNA, 1042 nt
Organism: Jatropha curcas
Lineage: Eukaryota; Viridiplantae; Streptophyta; Magnoliopsida; Malpighiales; Euphorbiaceae
Gene: RABA3
Product: RAB GTPase homolog A3
Molecular function (GO): GTP binding; GTPase activity
Source: RefSeq, a predicted model, not a curated record
UUCUAACUUCAUCCUCCUUUUCACUGUUUAGAGUGCGAGCAGAGUAAAAUCCUUUGAGAAGAAACCGGUCUUGUCUGGUCGUCAUUUUCAAUCUUUUUCUUUUUUUUUUACUUGCUCCCACUUACCGCAACAAGACUAUAGAGGCCAAUAAUUCCAUUUUGAUAUUUCAAAUAGCGGCGAAACAAGCCAAGAAGAACAAGGGAAGUGCUUUGAGAAGUGAAAAAUGAAUCAAGAAAUGAACGGUGUUGAUCUCGAUAAUCAUCAUCACGAGAGUGUAGAAGAGAGAAUAGAUUAUGUGUUUAAAGUGGUUGUGAUCGGAGAUUCUGCAGUGGGUAAGACUCAGUUGCUGUCAAGGUUCACUAAAAAUGAGUUCUGCUUUGAUUCCAAGUCCACUAUUGGUGUCGAGUUCCAGACUAGAACUGUGAACAUUAAAGGCAAAGUGGUUAAAGCCCAGAUCUGGGAUACCGCUGGCCAAGAAAGGUAUCGAGCAGUAACAAGUGCAUAUUACAGAGGAGCAUUGGGGGCAAUGCUAGUGUACGACAUCACCAAGAGACCAACCUUUGAUCAUGUGGCUAGAUGGGUAGAGGAACUACGGGCCCAUGCUGAUAAUUCCAUAGUGAUCACGUUGAUUGGAAACAAGGCUGAUCUGGUAGACCAAAGGGCAGUUCCAACAGAAGAUGCGGUAGAAUUCGCGGAGGAUCAAGGCCUGUUUUUCUCUGAGACGUCAGCUCUGAACGGCGACAAUGUGGACAGAGCAUUUUUCAGGCUAUUAGAGGAAAUUUAUGGUGUGAUUUCUAAGAAGACGUUGGAAUGUGGCGAUCUUAAAUUGAACGGUGGUGAUGCAACCACAUUGAAAGGAUCUAAGAUUGAUAUUAUCUCAGGGUCUGAUUUGGAGAUAAGUGAGAUGAAAAAAUUAUCUACUUGCUCAUGUUGAAUGUUGAUCCUUGCUUCAGUUUUUACUUAAUUUUAAUUUUUCUAUUGUUUACUUGUUGGGUUGUAUUUCAAAAGUUUUGGGUUAUGGAAAGUUUUAUUUUUCUUUUUU